AUGGGAGUCGAGUUCGACUGGUGGCUCAAUGAGGGGUCAGGGGGAACAAUGCUCAAGGCGGACGGCAAUCACUAUUGUGAUAUGACUGGAGAUGGAGUUGACGACUAUAUAUGGGUAUCUAGCGAAGGUGAUAUCCAGAUCUUUCGCAAUAUCAUGGACCCUCCCAAUUGGGGCCAGCAUGGUUGGUACUAUAUCAAAGACUGGCCGCGCAAACAGAUUCGAAUAGCCGAUAUUGAUGGUGAUGGAAUCUGUGAUAUCAUAUACCUUGAUAGGUAUAGCGAUGUGGAUGACUGGUAUAAGACUGAGUAUAUGGGACCUGGGUCAUCCAGCUUUAAGUUUACUAGCCAAGGACCACUGAAGGAGAUGGGUUUAUGCAAUGAACGUGAUGGAGUUGGUCUAUUUGACCUCGCUGUCCGUUUUGCAGAUCUUAAUGGCGAUAGAAAAGCAGAUCGACUGUGCAUUGAUCCAGACGGACGGACGUUCGCCUGGGUCAGUACGCCUGGAAGCGGCUAUGUUGAUAUGGGACAAGUCAAGAAGCCUGAAGGCAAAGACAGGGCCAAUCUCCGUUUUGUAGACGUGAACGGAGACGGCAUGGCGGACAUGAUCUGGCUAGAUAAGUUUGGCGGGAAGUCACAAGUGUGGUAUAAUGAGAAGAUGGAGCCUGCUCCCAACACCGCUAGUAGCAUGACUUGGAGGCCUGGUGGUGACGCGUACCUCCAAUCAGCCAGAGGCGAAUGUAUCCACUAUGCCAACUUACGAGGCACAGGGCGCGCUGAUAUGAUCGACGUUGAUCCGAGGACUAACAAAGCAACCGCUUGGUACUCAACUCCUUGUGAUGGUGGGUAUGGGCUCAGCGGCACUGAUGAUGGAGAGAUUCGGGAUCCAGGGCUCCCAGUGAAAGAUAUUCCUGACGGCCCGCAAGAUCCAGAUCCUCCUCAGGAACAGGUACCAUUCCCGUCUUUCCCUAGGUUCAUCGCUCUAGGGGACUCCUACUCGGCCGGUGUCGGAUCCGGUGAUCCCAUCAUCGAUGCGUAUGACAUACGAGGGGAAUGUCACAAAUACGAAGGCGCCUAUUCCCAUCAGCUCUGGAAACAGGAGUUGCCUCUUCAAAACCAACAGUUCGACUUUAUUUCCUGCGCUGGGGCCAGAGCCAUAAACAUGUUCGCCGGAGGGAAAAAGCAGCACAGCUAUCUGAACGGAACCCAGGUCGAACUGAUGAAAACAGUCCCUGGAAAUGAGUACGGAUGGGCAACUCUGUCGCUUGGAGGCAAUGAUUUAGGUUUUGGUGGCAUAGCUAUCUAUUGUCUUUACGUCGCUGAACCACUAAACGUAUGCGGAAAGAGACUUGCCGAAGCAUGGCGGCUACUCGAAGGUGACGACUCUGAGUUCGAACGAGCUAUGCGAAGCGCCUAUUUGCAGAUUCUGGAGACCGCUACAACACCACAAUUCACAUUGAUUGUGACUGGCUAUGCUCGGUUUUUUAACGAGGAGGCGGACCACUGCAUUACGAAAAGCCUAAAUCCACUGAUUCGUUACCCUAAGCUAACGCGCGAUAUACGGAGCCAGCUCAAUAACCUUGUUCUGAAAGUCAACAAUGUACUCAAGAAGCUCGUUGAGGAAAUCAACAAAGACAAUGAGACAAGGCAUCCCCGAAAGUACAUUCGCUUCUAUGAUAUCGACGGCAAUUUCAAUGGACACCGUAUCUGCGACCAUGAUACUGAAGACUGGAACGAUGAGCAUUGGUUCUUCACACCAAUCAGGAAUCUAGAUCCUCGUCCUGAUGAGCCUAAUGUGCCCCCUCAGAACCCUGGGAGCAACUAUGACCAUGAAUUGAAGCGUCGCAGCAAGGGAGGGAACUACUUUUGGGAGGACCUCUACCCGGUGGACUACUCAAUCUGUCCCCCUGAAGACACCUGGGGCGAACUGGACAACGAACUCGGCGACGAGUGUGCCUUGAUGCGAGCGAUGGAUCCAGGCCGGGCGUCGUACCCUACUAACCUCGAGCCCAGAAGCUGGGAUGCGGCAAAGCGGUGGAAGUCGCGAAUGAUGCACCCUAAAUGGACCGGACAUGGUGCAAUCAAGGAUGGCAUCGCCGCUCAGUGGAAGAAUAACUGGGGCCGCCAUGCGGCGACGUACAAGAAGUAG
Molecule: messenger RNA, 2145 nt
Organism: Aspergillus calidoustus
Lineage: Eukaryota; Fungi; Ascomycota; Eurotiomycetes; Eurotiales; Aspergillaceae
Source: the annotation of a GenBank genome assembly